AUGGCCCUCGCUGCAGGCUCCAAGCGCAUGGUGCAGAUGCUAUGGCUCGCCGCCGGUCUGCUCUUCACCCUCGCUCUGCUGCACUCCCUUGGUAGCCCUGACAAGGCCAAGGAAUGGGCCAGCAACAAGGUCGGCGCCCUCGUGAACAACGAUGGCGGUCGCAACACCAUGAAGGAGUUCAUGGCCACUGCCGAGUCCAUUUGGGCCAAGACUGUCAAGCAGCGUCACGACAUGAUUGCUGAGGACUACGGUGAUGCCUCGUUGAUGCCUUUGUUCCCUGCCACCGACCCCGCGGCCUACGGAAAGCACCCUUACUCCGUCUGGGACUUUGCCCCGGCCUCGUACAGCUGCCCUCACGAAAUGGAGCGCGUCGGACGUAUGGGAGACGGCGGCAAGUGGGUGUGCGGCAUGUCGAGAUAUGUCAACUUCCCCAGAGACCGCGAGUGUGUCAUCUACUCCUUUGGUGUCCGUGAUGAGUCCAGCUUCGAGAACGAGAUGCUGAGCCGCACCAACUGUGUUGUCUGGGCCUACGAUUUCUCCGUCGUCGACUUUGGUGAGCAACUCGAGCCCGGCAACCGUGCCAGAGCCCACUUCCUCCAGGCCGGUAUCUCUGGCAAGACGGAUAAGACCAAGACGCCCCCCUUCUACAGCAUUGCCGACCUGAUGAAGAUGAACGGCCACGAGUACAUUGACAUCUUGAAGAUGGACAUCGAGUUUGCCGAGUUCGAGGCCAUGGACGGUUUCGGCGAGGACUUCCCCAUCCGCGCCGGCGAGGAGCUCCCUGUCGGCCAGCUCAUGAUUGAGAUUCACUUCUUCAACGGCAUGACUGCUUCUAACUUCCUCGACUGGUGGGAGCGUCUUGAGUCCCGUGGUCUCCGCCCUACCUGGACCGAGCCCAACCUGCUCGCCGUCACCCUGAACUUGGGCAACAAGGACCCGCUCCUUGCCGAGUACACCAUGAUCAACGUCCACGACAGCAAGAACGUUGUCUUUGGUGGCAGACACUAA
This is a messenger RNA of Colletotrichum abscissum, 1008 nucleotides long. RefSeq lists its product as uncharacterized. The coding region runs from base 1 to 1008 and encodes 335 amino acids. NCBI's taxonomy places the organism in Eukaryota, Fungi, Ascomycota, Sordariomycetes, Glomerellales, Glomerellaceae. The record is from RefSeq and is a predicted model, not a curated record. The transcript has 4 exons.